Molecule: messenger RNA, 1314 nt
Organism: Haliotis rufescens (red abalone)
Lineage: Eukaryota; Metazoa; Mollusca; Gastropoda; Lepetellida; Haliotidae
Exons: 8
Coding region: 210-1037 (275 amino acids)
Source: RefSeq, a predicted model, not a curated record
GGUCCAAAGUGCAGAUUGGACCAGCUAUGAUCCAUGGUCUGUCUACAUGCAAAUGGUCGUGAGUUUUAAGAGUAGACACCCAGUGCCCGUCGCCAAUUGUCGUCUUUAAGUGAUCGCCGUGACAUCGCAAAAAGUCCACAGCACACCUGUGUUAGACGACACAUUACACAGCCAUUGCUAGGGCAGCUUGAGACGAGGUAGUCGUCAGGAUGUUACGGGUCGUGCUAUUGACGUUCUGUGUCGGCGUUGCUGCUGGUUUUUGGGGCACCCCCGACUGGAAUCAUUUGAAAGUGACAUGGGAUGCGGCCGACUGCUACAGCUCCCGAGGCUUCGCCGACAUGCCGCGGACUGAGAAAGAUGCUUGGCGGGAGGGAUGGACGAUGAUCUCCGACUGUGAUGAUACUCCUAAGUUUGCUGGUAAGCGUUAUGUGAAGGACGGCGACACCGCCGUGGUCCUCAUCUACGACGUCAACGGCUACAUCGCGGGGAUACAGGCGGGGUUUCCCCCUCAGCCCAACAACUACCCGUCCCCCACCCUGCAGAACCACCCCUUCGUGGAGGACGACGGCAAACAGUACAUCACUGUUUACUUCACUAAUCCCAGUGGUAUAUGCAGUCGAGGAAGAACUUCCGCCAUGUUCGAGAGCGAGGGCACCGGAAGUGACAUGUACAUCCAGAACGGCACGCGCCCAUCAGACAGCACCAAGGUCCCCAAGCUGGAGAGGAAUAUUGGCUCCACACUGUGGACGAAGGGACACUGCUUCAGAACUAUGGGACAACACUACUGGUACAACCUGCGGAAGGACCAGAGUUGUGAUGAGUUCUUCCCCAUGUUCCUCCUCUACAACGAGGGCAUCCUGGACGGCUUCGGGUGGGCGUUCUUGGCCAACCUCACCACAUCCACAAGAUAUGAACACCCGCGUAUGACAGCGUUCGCGUAUUUCCUGGACCCCGUGCCAGACUGUCUGUACACCCAGACAUCGGGCACAACGACCAUGCAUAUCUACAUGUCGGACCCCAACUACUCCUUCUGCUGAUUGGAUGACAAUGACACGUGACUUGAACCACGUGACUAGUGAUGGUUCAUCUCCUUAGAAUGACAAAUUCCUUCAUUUCGAACAAUUCUUCUUGCUGAUUGGAUGAUAAUAACAAGUGACCUGAAUCACGUGUUGCCAAUGAUUAUACAUCUGUUUUCAUUGGCUAGUGCUCUUUCAUUGGCUAGUGUGGGAGAUGUCUGCCGUGUAUUUCAUUUUGGUCAAAAUCAAUCUAUUCUAUUCUUGUGACUUUUACUGAAAUAAACUGUCGAAAAUGGUA